Molecule: messenger RNA, 4860 nt
Organism: Dryobates pubescens (Downy woodpecker)
Lineage: Eukaryota; Metazoa; Chordata; Aves; Piciformes; Picidae
Gene: LGI1
Product: leucine rich glioma inactivated 1
Exons: 9
Coding region: 1752-3383 (543 amino acids)
Molecular function (GO): protein binding
Source: RefSeq, a predicted model, not a curated record
GGCCACGUCGGGACCUGCUGGCCUGCUGGGCACCAAAACCGAGCCGACAGUGACAGCCAGAAGCCCAGAGUAUCCCUGCCCACGCUGGAACAUGUCUGCCGGCGAGCACCGCCGUUACACGGCAAGGUGAAGAUUUUUCAGCUAAAACGUUGUCAAGCGACGGGAAGCAGACCGAGCAACGCAAGCCACAACUUCCUCAUCCUUCUGCAGGAACCUUGUUGGUAGAAUAAUAAAUAAACUUUGAAUCGCGCUGUGCCUAAUCAGUACCUGAAACCCCAGUGAAAAGCUGGCAAGGACCUAGAGGGAGGCACGGGGCUGUGGGCACAGCAGGCCAUUGCCUGCUCUGUUAGCCAGAAAACAAAUGAUGGCAUAGGUGAGCCAAAUAUUGCAAUGGCUGGAGAGCAGCUGCACCGCUGAAAAUCCACGAACCAAUUUGUUUUAAAUUUACUACAUGGCAAGAAAUGAGAUGCUGAGCUUGGCACAAAAGGACUCUGGAAAAUGUGAAUUAUGCCUCUCUUUUGAUAGAGCUGUUCUAAAUAUUCAUAAUAUUCGCAACUUUGGGAAAAAACCCGUUGUUUUGGCAUGUAGUUGGGAAUAGAAAACAAACUUCUAGGUGAUUGCUUGGAUGAACAGAACUGAAGUCAGGUUACUUGCUCUGCUGGAGUAAACAAUGCUAGACUGCAAAGUUUUCAGGAGGUUCACAGUGUGGCUGGAGUAUUAACUAAAAAGAAAUGCCUAAGUAAUUGAUGGUGGAUUUCAGUGAACGAGCCACAGGAAAUGAAACAGAGGGUUUCACCAUCAAUGGCAAAAUAUUGCCAUGGCAAUGGGUAGCUCUGCCAGGAAUAAACAAAAAAACAACAACAGACCUCUUCUCUUGCAGAAAAAAGUUACAGAAUUUUCUGUUCUCACCUCACCAAAGUCUGUGCCUUUGGACAUCUUGGAGGGAAGAAGAUGGUGUACCCUACUUAUACAAGUCCCACAAAUCCAACUCUGUUCUCAGUCAGACAAUUAGAUCAUUUCCAGACUAAGAAGUAACCUUUAUAUCCAAGGAAAGGCAUCAGUAUUUGCUUUAUAAUUAUUUCAGUGUAAUUCUGUACCAUUUCCUUGCAGAAGAUGGAAGGACUCAGUAACAACACGUCUUGUGUCACUCCUAGUUGAAGUCAAGACACUGCUGGCAGGGAAGAUUUUCUUAAGAGCAAAAACAUGGUCUCUCACUUAAAUUAAUAAAGAGCUUUUAAAAAAAAACACCAUGGAGAGUGAGUAAGCCGAAAAAGCACAAGCUGCCCUUUUCUUUAGGUAUGGGUGCCUGGUGGGGAGCAUGCUGAUGUACAGGCACCAAAGUCCUCUUCCAGCAGGGCCUUCAGAGGUGCUUCAGAGCUUUUUGGAUGUUUCUGGCAAUCCCCAGUCCCUCACAGGAUGCAGUCCUACCACCUGGUGUGAGCGCUGUGCGUCUCCUUUCAACCCAGGGAGACAAACCUCAGCCACUGCCCAGCCGGUUGGAUUUUCCCCAUCUUACAGCACCUCGCAGGUCUCCUCUCUGAGCAGUACGUUGCCUGAGUGAGUGGAAACAUACAGAUCAGCUGCAGGUUUCUGUCUACAAAACCAGAGUGAAAGAGAAAGAAAAGGGUUGAGAAAGAAGAGACAAAUACUGACCUGGACUUAUAGAAAGACAUCCAAUGGCUGAAUAAAGGACCCCUGUUCAUGUUUUGGGAUAUUCUUUCAACUAGCUGGAACGAGAGCGGAUCAAAAGAAUGGGAAAUGCCAGCAGACCCUUUAGAAGAAUUGCUUAUUUCUUAUGCCUUUUAUCUGUGCUUUUGCUGACUGAAGGGAAGAAACCAGUGAAGCCAAAAUGUCCUGCCUGGUGUACUUGUACCAAAGAUAAUGCUUUAUGUGAAAAUGCCAGAUCUAUUCCUCGCAGCGUUCCGCCUGAUGUUAUCUCACUAUCCUUUGUGAGAUCUGCUUUUACUAAAAUCCCAGAAGGGAGUUUUUUGCUCACACCAUCUCUGCAGCUUCUGUUGUUUACAUCCAACACUUUUGAUGUUAUUAGUGAUGAUGCUUUUAUGGGCCUUCCUCAUCUAGAAUAUUUGUUCAUAGAGAACAACAGCAUUAAGUCAAUUUCAAGAAAUACUUUCAGAGGACUGAAAUCUUUAAUCCACCUGAGUCUCGCAAAUAAUAACCUCCAAUCGCUUCCAAAAGACAUAUUCAAAGGCUUGGACUCCUUGACAAAUGUAGAUCUUCGAGGCAAUGCAUUUAAUUGUGACUGCAAACUGAAGUGGUUAGUGGAAUGGCUGAGCAGCACCAAUGCAACGGUUGAAGAUAUUUACUGUGAAAGCCCACCAGAAUAUAAGAAGCGCAAAAUCAAUAGCCUCUCCCCGAAAGAAUUUGAUUGCAUUAUUACAGAAUUUGAAGUUUAUCAGUCCCUGCCAUACCAGUCUCUGUCAGUGGAUACUUUCUCAUACAUGAAUGAUGAAUAUGUGGUUAUUGCUCAGCCUUUUACUGGAAAAUGCAUCUUUCUGGAAUGGGACCAUGUAGAAGUGAUGUUCAGGAAUUACGACAACAUUACAGGUACUUCAACUGUUGUGUGUAAACCUAUAGUUAUUAAGAGUCAGCUGUUUGUCAUUGUCGCACAGCUGUUUGGAGGCUCCCACAUAUAUAAAAGAGAUCGCUUUGCUAAUAAGUUCAUAAAAAUUCAAGAUAUUGAAAUCCUUAAAAUCCGAAAACCCAAUGACAUUGAAACUUUCAAGAUUGCUGAAGACUGGUAUUUUGUUGUGGCAGACAGUUCAAAAGCUGGUUUCACCACGGUUUACAAAUGGAAUGGGAAUGGAUUUUAUUCCCAUCAGUCUCUGCAUGCCUGGUACAGAGAUACUGAUGUGGAGUAUCUUGAAAUAUCUGGCAAACCACAUUUAAUUCUGUCAAGUAGCUCCCAAAGACCUGUAAUAUAUCAAUGGAACAAAGGAACAAAUGAAUUUGUUAAGCGUUUUGAUAUCCAAGAUAUGGAAGAUGCAUAUGCAGUGAAGCAUUUCAAAGUGAAAGAGGAUGUAUACAUUUGCUUAACAAGAUUUAUUGGGGACUCUAAAGUAAUGAAGUGGGGUGGUUCGGCAUUUCUGGAUUUACAAAGGAUGCCAUCCCGAGGGUCAAUGGUAUUCCAGCCGCUUCAGAUAAGUAAUUAUCAAUAUGCCAUUCUUGGAAGUGAUUAUUCUUUCACUCAAGUCUAUUAUUGGGAUGCUGAAAAGGCAAAAUUUGUGAAGUUUCAAGAAUUAAACGUACAGGCACCGAGAUCUUUCAUACAUGUCUCCAUCGAUAAACGAGAUUUUCUCUUUGCUUCAAGUUUUAAGGGAACUACACUGAUUUAUAAACAUGUCAUAGUUGACUUAAGCGCAUGACACUCAUAAUUCUGAGAUUACAUCAGACUUUCUACCAUAAGUGGAUAAAAUGAACUAAAUGCAUGAUGACUCUCUUAUCUUACUUCCAAAUGAAUGCCUUUAAAAGUUGAGAUUGCUAGAACAAAGUAUUACUAGUAUCUUCAUCUUUAAUUGUCAAGUCUAGUGGUGUUGGAAGUUGCAUUUUUUAACAAAAAAGAAAAUUAAAUAACUGUUCUUUGCAUCCACAGUAUGUAAAUAUUUGUGCAACUGCAUCUGUUGCUAUAAAGAAUAUUAAGAUGUACUUUUCCAUUUAUUUAUUCACCUGUUUGAAACAACUGCCAAAUAAAAUGUUUACAUUUUGUGUCUUUCACAUUCCAAAUGUUAUUUUGCAGGUGAUACUUUUUCUUUGCGUGUAGAUUACACACAUAUACAAUAAACCCCAAAGGCAUAUUUCUCAGGGCAGUGUUGUACUGAAUGGAAGAUGCACAGUGUUGGAGGUAAGGUGGGUCUUACAUAUCAUAGUAAGUUCUUGACCAAAAUACAGCAUUGAUCUCCAGUCCUGUAAAUUAUUACCUAGACAUAACCUUGCAUUUAUGUGAAGCUUUGCUGAUUUAAAAAGGAAUCCACCAAGAAAAAAAGCUUUCAGUUAUACAGAUCUGGUUGUAAGAGGGAGAGUUCAGUUAUAUAGAACCAGGUGUAGGAUGGGGCUUUUUACUGUGUAUCUCAGGAAGAAUCCCAUUUUCUACAAAUUUGCAAAGAAAUCAACAGAAUAAAAGGCAAUACAAACAUCUAUCUUUCCCCACCUCAUGCUGAAGCAGCACAAAACAAAGCUCUGGUAUAAUGCUGGGUCUGUUACUGUGGUGAAAGCUGGAAGCACAGUUUAUUUUUCAGCUAACAUCAGUUCUGUAUCUGAACCGUCACACAUUACUUGCAUGAAUUCUGUGUGACCCUGGCAAGCCUUUUCACUGCAAUUGCAACUAUUUAAUCUGAAUGAAGCUAGCAAAUGUGAAGUGUGCUUCUUCCACUAUCCUACAAUGAGGUUUAGUAAUAGGUACUUCUGAAAUUUGGGGAACUUUAAAUGUGGCAAGACAAAUUCAACUGACAUAGCAUAUGCAUCUCCAGGAAAGCUAUCUAUAUCUGUUAAGUUAUGCCAAGUCUGAAUUUGGCAUUAAAAUCUAUUAUAAACUUGAAUUUAAAUUAGUCUUCUGUUUACAUAGAUCUAGUGCAUCACUUAGGAGAAACCUACACAGUUGCUGAAGAUCAUUUGGUGCAGCUGAAGAAGGGAGCUUAAGUUGAUUUUAGACACCUUUGCACUUCACUUGAUGUUAUCUAGCCUUGUGCUCCAGUGUUGUCUUUAAAAUAUACACAUUUCUAACCUUCAUUGAUUGGCAAAUAAGAUUUAUCAUACUAUGCAUGGCAGCUAAUCAGAUGAUGUUGCAAGCUCGCUUCUCCCUGUAUCACAGAGACCCCCCAAAGGGGCAGAGCAUUAUGGUACUGC